UCAGUGGCCGAGUAUAAUGUUUCUUUGGUUAUUAGUUAUGACCGGAAAUCCGGACCACUCGGUAAUAAUAGCUUCGACUUAAAAUUGAGAGUAAAAGUGUCCCGGAAGAACUUCAUCAAAAACACGCAACGCCAUAUCUCCUUAUUAAUUUAUCGAAAAAAUUUAAGUCGGAUUUAUGCGCGAGUUUCUAUUUUAUUUCUUUUUUUUCUCGUCAUAUCCUCUGUUUCUUUUUUCAAUUUAUUUUUAGCUGACAAUUUAUUUUCACUUCACAGCUGAGCUCGUGAAAAUGUUCGAUUUGUUACCAACUAUAACCUUUGGUGCGCCGUUCUGUGUGCGCUUUUAAACUCGCCGCAUGUGGUACCUUUGUUACUACAGAUUGGGUUAUGUCGUGGCAGUGUGCUUUUGAAUCGUGUGCGUUAUGCUCGUUGUAAACACCUAGUUUUUAGCGGUAGAAUUUGCGAAUAUAAAAAGCUCAUUGAUUAGACGUACUUAAGUAAUAUAUUGUGGUUUGAGGAAGCAUCAUCAUUAGUAUCGUUUAGAAUUUAAAAGUGUUCAACAGGUAUAGAUGAUAAUGUAUAGUAGUGUAAUCCGUUGACCGAGAUAUUCACAGAAAAUGAGUUGACGAACGGUGUUCUGGAUGAAUUCGACGGGUUGGAACGACACGGACAAUGAGGGCGACCCAUCGGCCGACUGGCAAUACAUGUUCGGUGACAGGUAUCCGCUCACCGUGCUGUUGUUUUCUUUUUGUAUGGUCACCGUAUUCGGUAACUGCUUGGUGAUUAUAGCGGUGGUGCGGGAGAGGUACUUGCACACAGCCACUAAUUACUUCAUCACAUCGUUGGCGUUUGCCGACUUUCUGGUCGGUUUGGUCGUGAUGCCCGUUAGUGCUAUGCACGAAAUUCUCGAUCACUACUGGACGUUCGGAAUAAACUCGUGCGACGUGUGGCGUUCGUUAGAUGUCUUGUUUAGCACAGCUUCCAUAUUGAACUUGUGCGUGAUCUCUUUAGACAGAUAUUGGGCGAUCACCGACCCGUUUACGUAUCCCACAAAAAUGAGCAGGAAACGGGCGUAUUAUCUGAUAGCCGCGGUGUGGGUGUGCAGCAGCGUCAUAAGCUUCCCGGCAAUAAUAUGGUGGCGGCUGGUGCGCACCGAACCCGUGCCGCGGUACACGUGUCCGUUUACCAACAGCACGGGUUACCUAAUAUUCUCAUCGACCAUAUCGUUCUAUGUGCCACUGCUGGUGAUGGUGUUCACGUACUAUAAAAUUUACACCGCUGCGGUGACGCAAACCCGGUGUCAGAGACUCGGCACUAAAGUCUUGUCGUCUACCGUGACAGGCGGCAACAGCACGGGCCGCAUGGAACUCACUUUGCGCAUUCACAGAGGCGGUAGUAACUCAACGUCGCAAAACUAUACACGCGCACAUCAGCUGCAGAAGAAUUUCUCUCUGAGUAGAAAACUCAGCAAACUUUCCAGGGAGAAAAAAGCUGCCAAGACGCUGGGCAUAGUGAUGGGUGUGUUCAUAGUAUGCUGGCUUCCUUUUUUCGUCGUCAACCUCUUGUCCGGGUUCUGUGACGAGAACUGUAUGUUCAAGGACCAGCUUUUGUCUUCCGUGGUCACAUGGCUCGGUUGGAUCAACAGUGGCAUGAACCCUGUGAUAUAUGCUUGCUGGAGUAGAGAUUUUAGAAGGGCGUAUGGUCGUAUAUUAUGCGUAUGCUGUCCUAGAAAAGUUCGGAGAAAAUAUAGGAGACCUUUACGUUAUCGUUCCAGUCAGUACAUGGGAGCAUCGAUGGUGUUGGCUCCAGCUACUGUUACUUACGCCACUGUCAAUCAAGAUGACAUGUUCAAUAUAUAAAAUUAAGCAGUCAUGUUAAAAUAAGAAAAGAAAACAAAUGAAUACUAAUAUUAUUUGAAAUCAAAUCUAUUAAUCAGAAUAAGCAUUUUCACCAGUUUAAGUCCUUACUUUUAGAAUGGAUGUGUAGCUAAAAAGGUAUUGGUCUUAGUUUCUUUUUUUUUUUUUUUUUUUGUGACACUAUACACGAUUUCUCCGCUACAAUUGGACCGAUUUUGCUCAACGAUACGUCAAAAUAUUACAAAACGUAUCUUGUUGAAAUUAAACGUGCCAUAAUUUUAAAAAAUAUCCCUUAAAUCCUGUAAAUAAAGGGAAAUGUGUCAAAAAAAUAUAGUUGUUAUAAAACAGUCCAUGUUGGUAUUUUCAGUUUUUACUUUGUAUUGAAAUAACUUUUUUUUAACGGAUAAAAUAAUAUGUUAGAAACCUACAAACUAGCAAAAACGUCAAAAAAUACAUUUUAUACAUAUUUUAAAAUUGUAAAAGAAAAAUCUUAAAAUAGUUCAUUGUUUUUCUAUAUAAAAUUAGUUUAAAUAUUUUUUCAUUAAGGGAAAUAAAUCGUAAGCGAAUUUGUGAAAUGAUGAGCUGGUCAAAACUUUGCCCUAGUUCACUUUUAUAGAUAAGACGUUAUAAUUAUGCCCUAGUUGAGCAUAAUCUUAAAUGAUACCCCUGAACAACAUACUUUUUUUGGAAAUCCAAUUAGAUACUGUGGGUUUAAAAAUCAUAUCAACAUUUUUUUAUAUUUAAUAUUUAAAAAUGCUCCAAAAAACCUGAUUUCUUCAAACGUACAUUAAAUUAAAACUAAUAUGAUAUUAUGAUUAAAAUGAAAGCAGAAAAACUAUCCCAAAUUUCGAUUUUUAGAUUAUUGAAUAUUAAAUUUUAAAAUCAUAUAAUAUUUAGUAAAAAUGGCCGAUUCUCAACUAUUUUGCAUAGCAAUGGAAUACCUAAAUCAUUUAAAACUAAAUAAAAUUUAAGAUUUCUUGUGUACUAUACAAUUAAAAAUGUAAAAGACUUAUCGACGGCUGGUCUUUUAUAUAAUCAAAAAUUAAACUUUUGAAAAAGUUUUAAAUUUAGCAUUUGUUUCGAAACCUGUUUUUUAAAUUGUUACGUGUAAUAUGCAUAGAAACGUUUACACAAAAAUGAUUUCAACCACUGUCAGAUAUCAAUCGAUACUAAUAUGAAAAAAUGACUCAACUACACUUUAUCCCGACUGUACUUUUAUUUUACGUUGUGUUCAACGAGUUAUUUUUUAUUGGUUAAAUAACCAUUAUGAAAUGUUAUUGAUGAAGAAUUUAAUUAUUACCCUAUCUUGAUUUUUUGACAGCAUUUUCCCUAAACUUUGUGAAGUAUAUCAAAAGUAAACUUAUUUGAUUAUCGUCAUAUCAUUUUCGAUCGUUGACAGAAUAUCCGUUUUUUUGUUGUUGUUAAGAUUUACGGCAUAGUUUAUAUUUGAUCAAGUAUAUGAAAGUGUUCAACUUUUCCCCUUAGGUGUGAAUUCCAAUAUAUUAAGAUAAAGUAUUAUUAUAGUGUCAAAAAUUAAUGUCGGUAUAAUACAGAUAUUGAAAUUUUAACAUUAUAUUAUAAAAGUGUUAUUUAAAUAGACAUUUAUGAUUUUUAAAUCACAAAAACUUGUAUAUUUACCUAUAAUAUAUAAUAAGAUAAAACACAUCACCUUGAUGAGAAGCGAUCAUUUUUUUCCCCAUGUUAUCAAUUUAUUUUGAAUUCAUUUUAACAACCAUAUCAAAUAACCAAAUAUAAGCUGAAUAUCAACUCUUUACAGCUAUUCUUUUAGAUUAUAUAAUCUAUUCUUAUAAUGUGUUCUAACCUGUGUACUGUGUUAUUAUUAUUGUAUUUUUAUAAUUAGUGGUUUUAGAAAUGUACAUUUUAUUAAUUGUUACUGAUUCGUGUGUAACGUAAAAUAAAUCGAAAAAACCAUUGCUUAAGAACUAUGGCAAAGAUUUAUUAUAAGAUUGUACGGCAAUAAUAUUUCCUUUAAAUAUCAUUGUAAUUAAUAUUAUUUUCUGUCUUGAACUGUGAUUCAGCAAUAAAAUUUGUUACCAUCGCUACUAUAUUUCUGUGAUUAAUGAUGUAAAAGCACAACUUUUAAUUCUAAUAAGUUAACAAUAGUGCCUAACUGUAUUUACAAGGCGUUUUCUUGAAGUAAACAAUUUUUUUUUAUUAUUAAAUUCCUAGAAAUAUGGAAAAAAAUAAAAAUACAUUUUUUUCAAUCAAAUAAUUAUUUGUAAAUCAAUUUCAAUAUCAUUAAUUAAAUAUAUAUUUAAGUACCUACUUGGUAGUAUUCAUAUUUUCAUUUUUAGGCAGGAAGAACAGUGUUGAAUUCAGAUUUACAUCAGGGAGCUCGACAUCCCCUUGAAUUUCGAUAGCCCCCCCCCUAAAAAUUUCAGGAUGACAACGAUAAUAUAGCUAUUUUCGAAAAUUGACACGAUGUUUCGUUUAAUAAUUAAUGAAAACCUUUUAAUGAAAUUUUAUGAAAAUAUAGUAAGAAAAAAAUUAUUCUGCAUGUCUCUGUAAAAUAUUCUAAAUUCAACAUUGAGUAGGACCGUGUGGCGAGAAAUAUUUAGUGAUUAAAAUAGCAGUAUCCAUACUUUACCUUCAGUCUAUAAUUUAAAAAGCUAAUAGCUUCUGAAGUUCUAUCCCGAAAUUUGUUGUCGACCAUUCAUAAUUUUCUAUUUUAUGACCUAAGUUAAUAUAUAUGCUGCCAUUUAAAGAAAUAAAGUUAAUAUUCCUAUAAGAUAUAAGGGAUAAACUAAAGAAGUACUUAGUAAUCAAUAAAUUAAGAAGUAUACAGAAUGAUUUUUUUAUCAUAACCUAUUUAUUACCAAUAGUAGUAAGACACAUUGUUGUGAUUUAAUAAAUACAUUAACUAGCAAUACAGAAAGCAUAUCUAUUGAUAGUCAUAAUUGACAAUAAACAUUUCAUGACUGUGAUAGCGACGUCAUAAAAAAACAAUGAGGAACCUGCAUUUGUAAUCUUUGGUGUAUUAUACAUGUAUAUUUUUUUCAAAAUUUGAAACUUCAAAGUUUUAUUUCUAAUAUACAAAUAAGAUUAUAUUGAAAAUUCAAAAGUCAUUUUAUAUUAAAUUUAAAAACUUUAACAUUUUAUUAAAUUCACAAUAUGUAUUCCCAUUAGAAAAAACAAAGUUGUCACCCUUAGAAGGCAUGAACUUAAAAAUUAUUACAUAGUUUAUAAUUCAGAAAUAAUGUGUAACUAAAGAUAACCAAAAAUAAUUUUAUUAUUUUUAUUCUGUCAGUAAUUCAGUGGGUUUAGAUAAAAAAAUCACUCUGUAUGUAAGUAAUAAAAGAAAAAAUAUAUUACCGAAAUUAUUUUUAUUUUGUAAAUAAUUUAGUGGGUUUUGAUAAAUGGAUUACUCUGUUAUUAUAUUUAUAUUAAAUGUUAACGGAAUAUUAAAAGAAUAAUGAAAAAUAUCAUGUUAGUAUUUAAAGUGUGUAACUUAAAUCCAUAAUUUAAACAUACGAUUAUAAAUCAAACAAAAUUACAUUGAACUAUAAUAAUCAAUCUUUCUUAUAAAUUUCCCCUUUAGUUUUUAAACAUAUUAAACAAUUCUUAGUAUAACAAUCAGAGGUGUAUUCAUGUUGGGUAGUCAUAAGGGUCAAUCUACACUUUUGGAUAAAAAAUUUAGACCAUAUUAAUCAAAAUUUAGUUAUAUGCCUAUUAUAUUUUAUGAUGAUACAUAAUUUUUUCUUUUUGUUAUAGUAUAAUCAAUUUCAAGUUUAUAUUUACGAAAUAAAAAUGUUUAGAGACAACCUACUAAUAUAAUUUAAUUAGUAUACAAUUCAAAAGAAUUAUUAAUAAGAAAACAAAACAAGUUUUAUUUAUACGUAAUAUCAUAACAUAUAUAUAUUAUGCAUAAAUGAUAAUCCCGUUUAGCUUUAAAUUUUAUUAAAAUGAAUUAUGUUAACAUUCUAUUACAUUAGAUCCUUGAAUAAUUACUUAUUAAAUUUUAGAAUUUUACAU
Messenger RNA from Daktulosphaira vitifoliae (grape phylloxera), 5845 nucleotides. RefSeq names its product dopamine receptor 2 (gene Dop1R2). Gene Ontology annotation, cellular component: membrane. Bases 638 to 1855 code for a protein of 405 amino acids. Gene Ontology annotation, biological process: adenylate cyclase-activating adrenergic receptor signaling pathway. The record is from RefSeq and is a predicted model, not a curated record. The transcript has 4 exons. Gene Ontology annotation, molecular function: G protein-coupled receptor activity. Lineage: Eukaryota; Metazoa; Arthropoda; Insecta; Hemiptera; Phylloxeridae.